Zingiber officinale is the source of this 2940-nucleotide messenger RNA. RefSeq names its product putative leucine-rich repeat receptor-like protein kinase At2g19210. The record is from RefSeq and is a predicted model, not a curated record. Gene Ontology annotation, molecular function: protein kinase activity; ATP binding; protein binding. The transcript has 13 exons. Gene Ontology annotation, biological process: protein phosphorylation. NCBI's taxonomy places the organism in Eukaryota, Viridiplantae, Streptophyta, Magnoliopsida, Zingiberales, Zingiberaceae. The coding region runs from base 48 to 2732 and encodes 894 amino acids.
AGGAGAGGGCGACAAUUUCCGCGGCGAAGCGGCCGAUCUUGGAGAAGAUGACUGUCGCUUGGUGCUGUCUCCUCGUCGGUUUCGCUGCCAUUGCCGUCGUUCAAGUUCACUGCCAGUUACCAGACACUCAAGGGUUUAUAAGCAUCGACUGCGGGAUCGAAGAGGGAUCUACUUACAGCGAUCCAAUCACCAAUCUCACCUACGUCUCCGACGGCUCCUACAUCGACACCGGCGUAAACGCGAACAUCUCGAGGGAACACGUCACCGAGCAGCAAGCUAGAAGUUUCCUCAACGUGCGAAGCUUCCCGAACAGCAGCCGCAACUGCUACGACAUCACCGGGAUCACGAUAGGGUCGAAGUACCUGCUGAGGGCGAUGUUCAUGUACGGGAACUACGACGGGCGGAACAGUCGGUCGAUCUCGUUCGAUCUCUACCUGGGGGUGAAUCUGUGGAAGACGAUCAACUUGACGGACCCAGCGACGACCUUCUGGACGGAGGCGCUGGCGGUGGCGCUGGACGAUGCGUUCUCGGUGUGCCUGGUGAACACGGGGAAGGGGACGCCGUUCGUGUCGGCGAUGGACGUGAGGCCGUUGAGCGACGGCAUUUACCCGGAGGUGAACGCCACCCGCACCAUGGUGGUCUUCGAGAGGCUUAACAUGGGACCCACCAGUGGGAUCAUCAGGUAUCCCGACGAUAAAUACGACCGCUUAUGGGAUUCCUACAUCAACAUCCCCCUCUGGACCGAGAUAUCCACCAACAGCACCGUUAACAACCUCGCUAUUGACUUUUUCGAGGCGCCGUCUGUGGUGAUGCAGACGGCGGUGACCCCCGCGAACUCCAGCAAUCUCUAUUACUCGUGGAAGUUGGAUCCGGGCGAUCUCAGCGAGGUCUUGGCCGUCUUGUAUUUCUCCGAGUUCCUGACCCUCACCGGCAACAUGUCGAGGCAAUUCUACAUUUACCUCAACGAUUUUCUCUGGUACAACCAACCUUUCGACACGCCUCUUCUCUUAAAGAACUACGUCUACGGCCUCAAUCCCAUCGUCGGAUAUCAGCAGUACAACAUGACUCUUCAGGCGCUGAGCAAUUCCACCCUGCCGCCUAUCCUCAAUGCAAUGGAGAUCUUGACCAGGAUGGGCGACUCAAAUGUGGCAACGAAUAGUGAAGAUGUUGAUGCCAUACUUACAAUAAAAGAGUUGUAUCAGAUCAAAAGAAAUUGGAGAGGAGAUCCUUGUUCUCCAAGAGGGUUUGCUUGGGAUGGAAUAAAUUGUACUUUUAGCUUAUCUGAUCCUCCAAGGAUCACAAGCAUAAAUGUGUCCUCAAGUGGAUUAACUGGUACAAUAAAUACUGCAUUUGCUAGGUUUGGAGAAAUCCAGUACUUGGACUUGUCAAACAACAACAUAACAGGGACAAUACCUGGUUUUCUAGGGCGUUUAUCUUCGCUCAAACUCCUAGAUUUGACUAAUAACAAUUUAACUGGAUCCAUUCCUUCUGAACUUCUUGCAGAAGCACAAAAUGAAUUGCUCACAUUGAGAUUUGAAGGAAAUCCUUAUCUUUGUUCUGAUGGAAGUUCAUGUCAGCUAAUAGCAUCAUCAACAAAGAGGAAGAUAUCAACACCUGUAAUUGUAACUCUUUGUGUGCUUCCUCUCCUGAUGUUAGUUUUGGUGGUAUUCCUUGUCUGGAGAUACAGAAAGAAAAAGGGAUAUGGGAUUGGUAAUCCUGUAAACCAACAAAAACGACCUAUCUUCAACGAAAUACAGAAGCACCAAGAGGUCCAAAGCAGCCCACUGCAAUUUGAGAAUCGCCAAUUCACGUACUUGGAGUUGAAGGAUAUAACAAAUAAUUUCAACAGAGUCCUUGGUGAAGGAGGAUUUGGGACUGUCUACUAUGGGUGCUUAAAAGAUGGUCUUGAAGUGGCAGUGAAGAUGAGAUCUGAAGCAGCACCUCAAGGACCUAUGGAAUUUCUUUCUGAGGCCCAGUUUCUGUUGAGGGUUCAUCACAGAAAUUUAGUUUCUAUGGUUGGCUACUGCAAGGAUGGAAACUAUAUGGGACUCGUAUAUGAGUAUAUGGCCCAAGGAACUGUACGAGAUCAUUUGAAAGGAAGAACACAGAACAUGACAUCUUUAAGUUGGCAGCAGCGUCUCCAGAUUGCAGUUGAAUCUGCACAAGGACUGGAGUAUCUGCACACGGCCUGCAAACCACCUAUCAUUCACAGAGAUGUCAAGACAGCAAAUAUACUCCUGAGCGAAAGGUUCGAGGCAAAGAUAUCAGAUUUUGGAAUAUCAAAGACUUUAAGCGAGGCAGACACUCAUAUAUUGACCAUAGUGAUGGGAACAGCAGGAUACUUGGAUCCAGAGUACCACGUUACCAGCCAGCUCAGUAGCAAAAGUGAUGUUUAUAGCUUUGGGGUGGUCAUUUUGGAGCUGGUGACCGGGCAAGCUCCAAUCGUAACCAGCGCAGAUAAGGCACACAUCUCAGUAUGGGUCCGCCAAAGGCUCACCCGAGGAAACGUAGAGGACGUUGUUGAUCCAAGACUGCACAAUGAGUACGAUGUGAAUUCUGUCUGGAAGUGCAUCGAUACCGCACUAGGAUGCCUGGCAAGAGCACCCCAAGCAAGGCCGACCAUGGGGAAUGUGGUUGCACAGCUGAAGAGCAGCUUGGAACUAGAGAACCUUCGUAUUAAGAACGGUAACUCUGUCGCUAGCAGUCAGUCGAUGUUCACGUCGAGCUACUAGAUGUAAACCAGAUUAUUGCCCCUUGAAGUACAGAACUGUCGCUGUCUUUGUCAGUUACCUCGAUCCUUGAUUAUACUCAUAGCUUGUAUGAUUCCUCCGAGAUUGUUAAACUUAAAAUCUAGAGUUGAUCUUCUUCUUUUCUCUAAGAAAGAUACGAUGUAAGGAAUACUGUCUUCUAAAUAAAUAAAUCAAGGAAUUGUUUAGAUUA